AUGCCAACCAUGUCCACCUGUUCAGAGCAGGGCCUGCCGCCGUUGGCAAUUGUGGGCAUAUCACUGAAGUUUCCCGGAGAUGCUGUGACACCAGAGGACUUUUGGAAGAUGCUUCUGGAGGGAAGAGCCGCCGCGAGCGAGUUCCCUCCCGAUCGGGUGAAUAUCGAUGCUCUCUAUCACCCAGAUCGUGAGCGUCUGGACCGGCUCUCAACACGGGGAGCAAAUUUCAUGAAAGGAGACUUGGGCGCAUUUGACGCUGGAUUCUUCACAAUAAACACCACUGAGGCAGAGGCCAUGGAUCCGCAACAGAGAUUAAUACUGGAGGCCUCUUACCGCGCCCUUGAGAAUGCUGGAAUUACGAUGGCGGAAGCAUCAGGUUCCAAGACCUGUGUCUUUACAGGAAGUUUUUCCCAUGAUUACAAUAUGUUGCAAGUAAAAGACCCUAUGACAUUGCCGAAAUGGCAUGCUACUGGGACGUCUAUGAAUAUGUUGUCAAAUCGUGUCAGUUGGUUUUUCAACCUGCAAGGCCCAAGUGCUACGGUUGAUACUGCCUGUUCCAGCAGUUUGAUGGCGAUUGAUUUGGCCUGUCAAUCUAUCUGGAGUGGCAACUCAUCGAUGGGAUUGGCCAUUGGCAGUAAUACUAUCCUGGCAUUGGAAAUGAGUCUCUGUCUUGAUAAUUUAGGCUUACUCUCGAAGGAUGGUCGUUCAUAUAGCUUUGAUCAGCGUGGGAACGGCUAUGCACGAGGUGAAGGUGUUGGCGUCCUAGUGAUCCGACCACUGGAAGAGGCUAUCCGUCAUGGAGACACUAUAAGAGCCGUUAUUCGAUCCACCUCCUCGAACCAGGAUGGACGUACGCCCGGGAUUAUGCAGCCCAGUGGGACUAUGCAAGAGAAACUGAUCCGCGACACCUAUGUGAGAGGAGGUCUUGACCUGGCAACAACGCGAUACUUUGAAGCCCACGGCACAGGUAAGCGGCAUUGGCUUAACCAAACACUCUGUAUAUCAAUUUCGAAACCCGGUGCUAAGCCAUACAACAGAGGAUCCGUAAAGUCCUCUGUUGGACAUUUAGAGGGCGCCAGCGGUGUAGCUGGAGUGAUCAAGGUUGUUCUUGCCUUAGAAAAAGGAAUUAUUCCACCAAACGCGGGUCUCGAAAAGCUGAACCACCGGAUCGAUGAUGAAUUCCUACAUAUAAAGGUACCUCAAACACCAGUGGCUUGGCCAGUCGAUGGCUUGCGAAGGGCAUCAGUCAGCUCCUUUGGCUUUGGUGGUUCAAAUAUCCAUAUUGUGCUAGACGAUGCCUUGAACUACCUGCAGAUCAAUGGCUUACAGGGCAAUCACAAUACCACCGCUCGUUUGAGCACCAUGUGCGUAGAGUCUCAUCUCACAAAUGGGACUCUGGAAACUAUAGCCGAAGAAACAAAAUUGCUGGUCUGGUCAGCUGCCGAUGAGAAUGGAAUAUCCCGUAUCCAAGACAAAUGGAGAUCUUUCUUCUCAUCGCUUCAUAUCACAGACAAGGAGAAGAAGGCGUACUUGAACAACUUGGCAUACACGUUAGCUAACAGGAGAAACCACCAUCCAUGGCGGACUUUUGCCACCGUGAAAUGUUCGGAUGACUGGUCAGCCAUAGUGGAUAAGUUUGCUCGGCCGUGUCGGUCUGUUUCAUCGCCCAACCUGGCAUUUGUAUUCACGGGGCAAGGAGCGCAAUGGUACGCUAUGGGCCGCGAGCUGAUAAGCGGAUACUCUGUUUUUCGUGAUAGUGUCAAAGCUGCCAAUAGGUAUCUCCAGACCUUGGGUUGCCAAUGGGAUCUUUUAGAGGAACUUCAAAAGCCAGAGGAAUCGUCAAACGUAAACAAGACUGAAUACAGCCAGCCGCUUUGUACUGCGCUUCAAGUUGGCUUAGUUGACCUUCUCUCUCACUUCAAGAUUUCCCCCAAGGCUGUAGUCGGCCACUCGGCUGGGGAGAUUGCAGCUGCAUACUGUGCCUCUGCAAUAGAUAGGCAUUCCGCUUGGAAGAUCGCUUUUUACCGUGGUAAAUGGAGCAGCCAGUUGGAAAAGUCUAGCUAUGUCAAAGGGUCAAUGAUUGCAGUGGCAUUAUCCCCAAAGGAUGUUGGGCUAUAUUUGCAGAAAAUAGCUGGUGAGUGCGAAAUCUUGAGGUUGACAGUGGCCUGUAUCAAUAGUCCUAAAAGUGUGACGAUCUCCGGCGAGGAGAUGCAAAUCGAUAUGCUCAAGUCCGCACUUAGUGCAGAGAACAUCUUUUGUCGAAAGUUGAAGGUCAAAGUUGCUUACCAUUCAUUUCAAAUGCAUGAAAUCGCCGCCCAAUAUCAAAGCGCCAUGGGAGAAUUGGAGAAGGGUACCGAGCACAAGACACCCAUAGAAAUGGUGUCGUCUGUCACGGGUACCUGGAUCAAACCAGAAGACUUAAGAGCUCCUGAGUACUGGGUACACAAUAUGGUCUCCCCAGUAAAGUUCUCCGAUGCUUUGUUCACUCUCUGCUCAAAUACAGAGACGCCUAGACGGAAGCUUGACCGCAGUCAUCGGCGGGCGUUUCCAAUCCAUCACUUGGUUGAGCUGGGUCCCCAUUCCGCAUUACAAGCACCUAUCAAAGAGAACUUGAACAGUUUAAACCGGCAGUCAGUGGCGUAUCAUUCGCUUCUCGUGAGAGGUGUGCCAGCUACUGACACUAUUAUGACCGCGGCUGGCUAUUUGCAUGCAGCUGGCUACUCAAUCGACCUUGGCGCUGUGAACAAUCUCGAAAGUCUCGAAGAAAAGGGCCUACUUAAAUCAUUACCAGAUCUCCCAGAGUAUGCUUUUAACCAUAGCAAGUCUUACUGGCAUGAGAGCCAAAUAAGCAGAAAUCACAGACUUCCCAAGAUUGGCAGAAAUGACCUUUUGGGAACGCCGGAUCCCAAUUGGAACCCUCUUGAGCCGCGAUGGAGAAACAUUAUCAAGUUGUCUGAGAUGCCCUGGGUUCGAGAUCAUCAAAUCAAUGGUACCAUACUCUACCCGGCAGCGGGAAUGGUCAUCAUGGCUGUUGAGGCAGCAAAGCAGUUGGCCAUCACUGGCCGACAGAUUUCAAGUUUCAAUAUCAAAGACGUGACUCUCCAUGCUGCAAUCCCAAUCCAGGAACAGAACGAAACUGUGGAAACAGCCUUCCAUAUGCGUCCGGUUAAGGCACUUACAUCUGCAGCAUCACACUGGUAUGAGUUUGCGCUCUACAUGAAUACAGAUUCAUCCUGGGUGUCAAACUGUACGGGCACCAUUCAAGUUGCAUAUUAUCCGGAAAAGCCAGACCCUGUCGACUGUGGCCACCUUGAGCGGGAUCUAGCCAGCCAACAGAUUGACGCGUAUCUGCAAGCUAGCAAGGAAUGCACCUCUCCCGCCGAAGUAGAAGCGCUAUAUUCUCAUCUGAAAGCCUGUGGUUAUGAGUAUGGUGACGCUUUCCAAGGAAUCACUGCCUUGAGUGUCAACCCAAGCGACUAUACAUGUGUUACUGGUGAGGCGAGCAACAGGCCAUCAACCUCAUAUGAGACAAUCCAUCCUACAGCCUUAGAUGCACUAAUCCAAACGGCACUUUGGCCGACGACGAGAUGCGGUGCUGAGGUUAUACCGACCGCCGUGCCAACACACAUCGAGAGCAUAGAACUAUCUGUGGAUGGUCUCAACACUACCAAAGAUAUCUUUAAAGUCCAUACAAGGGUAGAACCAUCCGGCAACUCAGAUAUAUGUGCAAAUAUCACCGCUUUUGAUGAUAAACUAGGGAAGGCGAUAGUCACCGUGGACGGGCUCAGAUGUACUGCGGUUAAUGAGCUUGCUGUAGCAGAGACACACAACUCCAUAGAUGACAAACUCUGUCAUCGUGUCGAAUGGAAGCCAGAUAUCCGGUUGUUGAAAAACGACGACAUUAACGAGAUCUGUCGACAACCGGGUGUGGAUACUUCCGCACUCGAAGGAUUUUUCAUCGAAGUGGACUUUCUAUUGCUUGCUCGCCUUCUAGAAGCUCUCGACGUUCUGGCCGAGAGGAGUCUGUCACCUAGCAAUCUGCAGGUUAAGAAAUACCUCGAAUGGGCAGCUACCCAGAAGAGACUACUCAGCGAUGGUCAACUCGUGUUCUCCUUAGAACCAUGGAAAAGUCGUUUCCACGAUAUAGAGUAUAUUCAGACCCUAGACACACGGCUUUAUGAGAGUAACCCACAGGGGAAAUUUUUGGUAAGCUUCUCUAGAAACCUUACAAAGUUUCUGUGUGAGGAGCUGGACCCUCUAGAAUUUAUCUUUACCUGUGGUCUCAUCGAUGAUUUUUACUAUGAUACGCUCGACCGUUCAAGUAGUUCUAGGCGAAUUACGGCGUACCUCGAGCUAUUAGCGCAUGUGAAUCCACAGAUGAGAAUACUUGAGAUUGGAGCUGGGACGGGAUCUGCUACACGUAUUUUCUUACGCACGCUGGGGCGAGGGCAGGAUGAAUCACAAACUUCUAGAUAUGCUCACUGGGAAUACACAGACAUCUCGCGCUCGUUCUUCGGCGAAGCAGCGAGUCAAUUUGCUGCGGAGAAAGAUCGAAUGGGUUUCAACACGCUUGAUGUUGAAUAUGAUCCUGAGCAACAGGGUUUCGAGUGCGGCACGUAUGACAUGGUUGUCGCUUCGUUGGUGAUUCAUGCCACUUCAGACUUAACUAAGACUUUGACCCACGUCCGUAAGCUUCUAAAACCUGGCGGAAAACUGAUCAUGAACGAAAUGACCAACCCCGCGCGUUCUGCGUAUGUAUUUGGGCUCCUUGAGGGAUGGUGGUUAGGGUGUGAAUCCUAUCGUUCGCUGGGCCCUUGUGUAGGUGAACGACAGUGGCAUGAGCUGCUAUCGCAGACUGGAUUCUCAGGAUGCGAUCUUGUCUUUCCUGAUGUCGAGAAUGCUACUUGCCAAGAAAAUGCCUUUAUCAUUGCCACUGCUACUGAAGAGAUUCCAGAGGCUGUCAGAGGUCAUCGUAUUCAAAUCGUUCAUGACCCGACUGACAGAAUUCAGACUGAGCUUGCACGGCUACUUGAAGAGGGAUGUCGAGAACUGACAGGUUCAACGGUAGAAUGUGUCUCACUUCAGGAAACGGGGUCCUCUGAUGAUCUAUUAAGAGUCUUUUUGCUUGAAUAUAACAAGCCAGUACUGUGUGAUAUGCAGGAAGAAGUGUAUACGAGACUCCAGGCCCUUCUCCUCUCAACCAAGAACACCCUCUGGGUCACUGAAGGAGGAGGAACGAACAUUGGGCGACCACAUCUACACCUCAUUGAAGGUCUAUUCAGAGUAUUGUCUGAAGAGGAUGGAGGCCGAGAUCGCUACAUUCUUUCUCUUGAACGACAACAGACAGAAAGACGCCCUCACCACCGACUAGUGCUAGAUCUCAUAUCGCACAUUCUUUCCCCAGUCUCUUCAGUUAGUGAUUCUGAAUAUAAUGAGCAUCAGGGGGUGCUGCAAGUUGGGCGCAUAGUUAACCAUCAUCCUCUGAACAACGCGAUUUCCGCUCAGACAAACCCACAACAAGCCAUAAUGAAACCAUUUGGCUGUGGGACUCAAUUGCGUCUUGAUACUUCAUCCUCCAGCAUGACGAACGGUUUUCGGUUCAUUGAAGCCGAAUGGGGCGACCAGCCUCUUGCCGCCAACGAAGUGGAGCUUGAAGUCAGCUACGUGGGCGUCAACUUCCGCGAUGUUCUUAUUGCCCUGGGCCAGCUUAAUGUCGGGGGCAUCGGCCUCGAAUGCAGCGGCACGAUUACGCGUGUUGGCACAGCGUGUCAUAAGUUCAAAACAGGAGAUAAAGUUGUCGGUUUUCUACCCAACUGCUACUCAACACAUCUGCGGUUUCGCGAGACAGAUCCUGUCGUUCAUAUCCCUCAAGGGAUUUCCCUGCCUGCUGCGGCUGCUGUCCCUGCAAACUUCAUUACUGCGUAUAUGGGGCUAAAGGAACUCGCACGAAUUCAGCCCGGCGAAUCCGUCCUCGUUCAUUCUGGAGCUGGCGGAACGGGCCAAGCAGCGAUACAGAUCGCGAAGCACUUCGGAGCCCAGGUCCACACUACAGUCGGCUCUGAAAGCAAGAAGAAAUUUCUAAUGCAAACAUACGGGAUCCCGGAAUCCCAUAUCUACUCGAGCAGGUCCACAUUUUUCUCGCAGGCGAUUCUCCAACAAACCGCAGGGAAAGGUGUUGAUAUAAUCUUUAACUCACUCUCCGGUGAAAGCCUCAUCAAGUCAUGGGAGUGCAUUGCCCCGUAUGGUAGAUUCAUUGAGAUUGGCAAGAAGGACAUUCUCUCGAACAGCAAGCUUCCGAUGAUUCAAUUUGCGAAGAAUACAACCUUCAUUAGCCUAGAUCUAGGGUCGUGGGCAAGGGACCGCCCAGCUGCUUGUGUCUCUGCACUAGCAGAGAUCCUCGCCUUGCUCGUGGAGGGAAAGUUCCAACCCCCAAGUCCAAUUGCCACAUACGGUGUUUGUGAAAUGGAGAAAGCUUUUCGACUGAUGCAAGGUGGGAAGCAUCAUGGUAAGUUGGUUAUUGAGAUGCGUCGAGAUGACCCAGUCAUGACUGUCCUAAAGCCCAAACCCAACUCUUUCUUUGACCCUAAUGCUACAUACGUUAUUUCCGGUGGAUUAGGUGGCCUUGGUCAGAAUGCUGUUAACUGGCUGGUUUCUCGUGGGGCGCGAAACCUUCUCCUACUGUCACGAUCUGGUGAAGCCAGCGCCGAGGGACGUAAACUGCUUGAUCAAUUACACAGCCACGGCGUUAAGGCCAUGGCUCCGGCAUGCAACGUGAGCGAUGCACAGUCACUCCGCAAAGCGCUCGACGCCUGUCAAUCACACAUGCCCCCGAUCAAAGGCUGUAUUCAGGGUGCGAUGGUAUUACAUGAUGUCUCGUACGAAGACAUGUCAUACACCGCCUGGCAAACAGCAGUCAACCCCAAGGUACAAGGGUCAUGGAACCUCCACGAGCUCCUUCCCAAGGGAAUGGACUUCUUCAUCUUGCUAUCGUCAAUCAACGGCCUGAUCGGCUCCAGAGGACAGGCCAACUAUGCCGCCGGUAACACCUUCCAAGACGCACUUGCCCACUACCGGGUCAGCACCGGCGAGCGCGCCACAUCUCUUGAUCUGGGCCUCUUCACAUUUGCCGGGGCGGUUGCAAAAGAUUCAAAACUGAGGGAAAUUAUGCGAAACAACUCGGUCCUAGAGCCGGUCACCGAGGCGCAGUUCCACGCUUUGCUCGACUCCUAUUGCAAUCCCGUCGUAGCCCGGGAUCUCGGGCUUAGCUGCCAGACAGCGAUCGGUGUACACCCAGUGGUGAUGGAGCGGGGUGCCGGAAGGGCGUAUUGGCUGGAGAAACCACUUUUCGGGCUUUUACAGCUUGACCAGGCGUCAGAAGUUGACCAGCACGGUCAGGCGCGCGGAGUCAAUAUCGCUGCCGCGUUGCAGAGUGCUACAUCGUCGGCGGAGGCAACUACAUUGACUGCGGAGGCUCUCACGCUGAAGCUUUGUAGGGUUCUCUCGCUUUCCGAAGGUGAUAUCGACGAGAACAAGGCUUUGCAUGAAUAUGGUGUUGAUUCGCUGGUUGCAGUCGAACUUCGGAGCUGGUUCUCGAAAGAGAUGCAGGCUGAUGUUGCUGUGUUUGAUAUCAUGGGGCGCGCUACGAUUACGUCUCUUGCGCAGUUGGCAGCUGGUCGAAGCAAGCUGGAAAAGGGAUGGUCUGUGUGA
This is a messenger RNA of Aspergillus oryzae RIB40, 7707 nucleotides long. RefSeq names its product type I polyketide synthase. NCBI's taxonomy places the organism in Eukaryota, Fungi, Ascomycota, Eurotiomycetes, Eurotiales, Aspergillaceae. Gene Ontology annotation, molecular function: zinc ion binding; oxidoreductase activity; phosphopantetheine binding. Gene Ontology annotation, biological process: secondary metabolite biosynthetic process; fatty acid biosynthetic process. The record is from RefSeq and is a predicted model, not a curated record. Bases 1 to 7707 code for a protein of 2568 amino acids. The transcript has 14 exons.